GCAGCUGCCCCUCCCUCGCUUGAGCCCCACCGGUUGCGUUAUCGCCCUUAUUAAGAGGUGGUACUCAGCUGUAUCAGCUCCCUGCUGCUGCGACAUAAGGUUAUUAUGCCGUCGUCCUUCGUCCCGCCAUGAGCUGGUGGAACGAAAGCCCGAAAUCGCCAGGAUGAUACCGCGACAGCCAUAUGCACCGACACCGCACAGCUAUGUCCCCAAUUCCACGCUGUCGGCCACCAUAAACCUCGACGAGGAGGUCAAGCUCGCCGAGACACGCGCCGAACGCGAUCUUCAAGACUCCUUGGCCGAGAUCUUCAGCAUCAUCGUCACGAUCGACGAGCUCGAAAAGGCCUUCCUCAAAGAUGCCAUCCCCGAGGCCGAAUACACCGAGAUCUGCGAGCGGGCGCUGAAGCAGUACAAGUCGCUGCUCGCCGACGAGACGGUCGCAAAGGCAUUCGUGGGCCUGGAGGAGUUCAAGGCCGAGUGGGAUCUCGAAGUGCCCCGUGCGACAGAGCGGAUACGGGUAGGCAUGCCCUCGACGGCGGUAACGGCCAUCUCGGGCGCCGCCCCUGCGCCGGCCGCGGGGGGCAACACCAGCGGCGCCCUGAUCCUGGAGGCGACCCAGGACUUCAUCACGUUCCUCGAUGCGCUCCGGCUGGGCUUGCUGGCGAAGGACCAGCUCCACCCGCUCCUGACGGACGUGAUCCAGUCGGUCAACAAAGUGACGGACCGGGACUUUGACAGCAGGGGCAAGAUUGUGCAGUGGCUCAUCACGCUGAACCAGAUGAAGGCGACCGAGGAGUUGAGCGAGGAGCAAGCGCGGGAGUUGGAGCUAGAUAUCAACUCGGCGUAUCAAGGGUUCAAGAGUAUCCUCUCAUGACACCGUGUAAACUCUUCUUCCCAAGCGACCCGCCGUGAACCAGUAUCAUCCCAAUCC
Molecule: messenger RNA, 931 nt
Organism: Thermothelomyces thermophilus ATCC 42464
Lineage: Eukaryota; Fungi; Ascomycota; Sordariomycetes; Sordariales; Chaetomiaceae
Exons: 3
Coding region: 164-874 (236 amino acids)
Biological process (GO): protein transport to vacuole involved in ubiquitin-dependent protein catabolic process via the multivesicular body sorting pathway
Cellular component (GO): ESCRT I complex
Molecular function (GO): protein-containing complex binding
Source: RefSeq, a predicted model, not a curated record